UGAAAACGGCCUUCGCCUGGUCCAAAGGGCCUUCGGGUGCCGCCAUGGCUUUCUAUGAGGAGGUGCUUUUGCCUUAUGGUGAGACAAACCUGACCAUGAGGGUGCGGGAGUUGCCCAUGGCAGAUGGUGUUCAUGGAUCCACGGGCAAUCAGCACUGGCCUUCCGGCACUGUCUUGGCCCGGCUGCUGUUGGAGCAGCCCCACUUGGUCCAAGGCCGUUGCGUUGUGGAUUUGGGUGCUGGAUGCGGCUUGGCCGGCCUGGCAGCUGCAGCCAUCGGUGCAAAGCAGGUGGUGUUGACAGAUGGUGAUGAUGAGACGCUCCAAAACCUGGAGCACAAUGUGGCGAAUUCUGGCUCAGACCAGGUCCGGGUGAGGCUUUUGCGAUGGCAAGAUGCUGCAACUUGGGACCAUUCAGAGCAGGGUGAUUUGGUCAUCAGCUCUGACACAGUCUUUGGGCAUUUUGGAGGUGCGCUGGCAUCCUGUGCCUUGCAGGUGUUGAAGCCCAAGGGUUUGAUGAUCCUGGUGGCCCCUGAGGACCGCCGUGCAGGCGUGCCGGAGUUCUUGUCCUGCAUGCGUGAGGCGGGGUACAGUGAGAUGGCGCGGCGGGUGGAGGAAGCUGGAGAGGCAUUUUGGAUCUAUGAGUUGUGCAAGUCUGGACCACUUGAUCCAAGACAACCUCAGAAUCCUGCAGCUGAACAUGCUCAAGCAGGCACCCAAAGGAAUUGAGGAUGCCUCAUGGCCAGAGCCAGAGCUGCUAAACAAGAACUGCAAGAUGUGGCUGAAUACGGCGGAGGCGGGAGCCAUCCAAUGCUACAUCGAUCAUCUUGACCUUGACCCGGCCACCAGGCAUCCAUGCCCUCGCCGCCCUCGCUGUUGAGCCAUCCAGAUGCCUUGCACGUCGUUGAUAGAACGAAUGGGGCAUGAAAGUAGCCCCAGGCCUACCUCACUCAAAAUGCAGAAGAGCAAAGC
This is a messenger RNA of Durusdinium trenchii, 968 nucleotides long. The record is from the annotation of a GenBank genome assembly. Lineage: Eukaryota; Dinophyceae; Suessiales; Symbiodiniaceae.